CUCGUGAUUUGAUUGGUAGACAAACACACACUAUAUUAGGUGGAAGUGAAAUAGUGUGAUUCGUUGUGCAUAUUAUUGCACCAGUUGAAAAUGUACUUCGACGCGUCUCCGACGUCCGUCAAGCCGCCGCUUCUGUCGCCCACUCUGCAUGCCGUCUUGUGGAUAUGGGUAUUUGCUUAUAUCGGCGUCGCGGCUCGCAUGGGAUUAGCGGAAGUGACGACGUCGCUGGAGAGGUCCCAGGCCAGACCCAGCGUGCUCACGGACAUGGGUCGACCCUACUUCGUCGCCAACAUCGUCGGAUGCUUUGUCAUGGGCGUGUGCCAGCCGUUGAAAUCCAAGUACACGCAUCUAGAGUCUGUAUGGGUGGGUAUCACGACUGGCUUUUGCGGCUGCUGCACCACGUUUGCGACUUGGCAGCUGUUCACGGCACACCAGUACCUGACGCAGCUAGGAGUGAAUGCCACGUUUGUCUUCUUUAUCCAGCUCACAUGUUGCUUUGGGGCGCAUUGGGGUGGUCGUUACAUUGGCACGAGUGUAUGUGAAAGCCCCGUAGAGCUUCCGCCAGCCGCCCUGGCGCUGCAACUUCGCAAAACAGCCGCCGACCAGGUCGAUAUAUCGUCGUGUUCUACGCCCAAUAUCUGGAGCUCAUUUUCACGUAGAGCGGAGAUAAAUGGCAGGCGGUCGUGGAUGUAUUGGACUCCCUUCUCCUUCAAACUCCAUCGGACACCUCUGACGAACCAGCAGCCGACACCCCGUCCGUUCUGCUCCCGCGGAUCUGCCUCGCUUCAUUCGGUAGCGGCGCCAUCUUGGUGUCCAUUGCAGUGGCUUUUCACCAGGCUACAUGGAGCUCGUUGUGGAUUGGGCCGUUUGGCGCGUUGCUGCGGUAUGCCUUGGGCCAGCGACUGAACAGGUCCACGUUGCCCUUUGGCACGUUGGUGGCGAAUGUGCUGGCGUCUGCCGUCAACUGCAUCGUGGUGUUGUGGCUUCGAGAGCCAGAGUGGGUUCAAGCAGCUAUUAUCACUGGCUUUUGUGGCUCCCUGUCCACAGUAUCUUCCUGGAUCAACGAACUCGACGGCAUGCCAGUGAAGAAAGCGGUGGCGUAUGUGGCCCUUUCGCACAUCCUCGCCCAAGUCGUCAGUUUGACGAUCCUCGGAAGUAACAGUUAACGAUAUCCUCUUGGAUUGAGCAUAACUCAUGUACGUAUGUAUACUGGUAGGUGAUGAUGGCGCCAACUCGAUUUCUUUGGGAACAUGACUCGUGUAAAGGUGCUGCAAUUGAAGGACGAUAGACAUUUCAAACAUGUGAGCUGUAUUCCUGUGUCCUGCUGCUGUAAUGUCGAAAAAGGAAAAGUCUCCGAAA
Messenger RNA from Aphanomyces astaci, 1359 nucleotides. RefSeq lists its product as hypothetical. Gene Ontology annotation, cellular component: membrane. Gene Ontology annotation, molecular function: fluoride transmembrane transporter activity. Gene Ontology annotation, biological process: fluoride transmembrane transport. Bases 91 to 906 code for a protein of 271 amino acids. The transcript is spliced from 2 exons. NCBI's taxonomy places the organism in Eukaryota, Oomycota, Saprolegniomycetes, Saprolegniales, Verrucalvaceae. The record is from RefSeq and is a predicted model, not a curated record.